CUAAAACUUUACCACUCCCAAAUGGCAACUGGAUUCAAAUUGCCUGAUUUACCUCCCGUAAAAUCAGCAUGGGGUCCUCAUGAAACUGAGCAGUUUAGUGAAGACGUCCCUUAUGCUCCUUUCAGCAAAGGUGACCGUCUAGGUAAAAUUGCAGACUGGUCGGUUGAACAACCCAAAGAUGGUCGUGAACAAAGAGGCCGUCAAGGAGCUUUCGCUAAUCGUUUCCGUGACCAAUAUCAAACUUAUGGUCAUGGUGCCGCCUCCGUUUUUGCUUAUCAACACUCUGAAGAUGAAUCGUCCUUCUCUGUAAUUGAUCGGGGCUCUGUCAACCGUGUCCGUACCUCUGCUCGUAAUGGCGGAACUUUGUUGAAGGUACGUGGCCGUGGUGGUCAAAAUAACCAGCGUACUGGUGCUCGCGGUGGACGUUUCGGUGGAGGAGCUGGACGCGGCAAUGAAACUGUCAUGACUCGUGCUUCUGGCGGUGGUGGUGCUAGAGGUCGUCGUUUUGGUUGGAAAGAUUACGAUAAGCAUCAACGUGUCCGUAAUGCCAGUGUUACUGUCGGUAAUGAAUGGGAGUUGCUUGAGGAAGUUGAGUUUAGUCAUUUGUCCAAGCUCAACUUGGCUGCUUCUUCUCCAGAGACCGUGGACACUUACGGUUAUGUUUACCCUUAUGAUAAGUCUUUUGACAAGGUGCACGUCAAAUCCGAGAAGCCCUUGCAGGCUUUGGAUCGCGUUCACUAUAAUCCUACCACUACUGAAGAUCCUGUCAUCCAAAAGCUUGCUGUUUCGAGUGAAGCCAAUAUAUUUAUCACCGAUAGUAUCUUGUCAUUGUUGAUGUGCUCUACUCGUUCCGUUCACCCAUGGGAUAUCGUUAUUACCCGUCAAAGUGGCAAACUUUUCUUUGACAAGCGUGAAGGUGGUCCUUUCGAUUACCUUACCGUAAACGAGAAUGCUUAUGACUCUCCUAUGGAUGCUGAUGACCGUGAAGGAGUUAACUCUCCUGCUGCUUUGUCUGUUGAAGCUACUUACAUCAACCAAAACUUUUCUGUCCAAGCCAUUCGUGAAGUUGAGGAAGAAAAGCACAGCUUAAAUAAUUCCAAUCCCUUCUAUAACCCCAAUGAAGAGACUGAGCCUUUAGCUGCUCAUGGUUAUGUUUAUCGUAAGGUUGAUUUGUCUCUUGAUACCGAUGACAAACCUGUAAAUUUGAUGGUUCGUGCUGAAGUUGAUGGUUACAUGAAGACGCCUUCCAACGAAGUCCAGUAUGUCUCCAUCAAGGCUCUGAAUGAAUAUGAUCCCAAGUUUACCAAUGUUGCUGGCUCUGUGGACUGGCGCUCUAAGCUUGAAAGCCAACGUGGUGCUGUUUUUGCUACUGAGAUGAAGAAUAACAGCUGCAAGCUUGCUCGCUGGACGACUGAGGCUCUAUUAGCUGGUGUUGACAGUAUGAAGAUUGGUUUUGUUAGCCGUUCGAAUAUCCGUGAUGCACAACACCACGGUAUUCUUGGUGUUGUUGCUUAUAAGCCUGCAGAUUUGGCCAACCAAAUGAACAUGAGCUUGAGUAAUGGAUGGGGUAUUGUACGUACUAUUGCUGAUGUCUGUCUCAAGAUGCCCGAUGGCAAGUAUGUCCUUGUCAAAGAUCCUAACAGACCCAUUGUGCGUUUGUACUCUGUUCCUCCUGAAACUUUUGAGGAGCCUACUGCACCUGCUUCUGAAAUUUCAUCUUCUUGAAUUCGUUUUGUAGAUUUAUAAAAGGAUAAAAGCGUUGGAAGAGAAUAAAAUAUUUUUUAGGAAUCUGAAAAGUGGAUAAGUUUCGAAGAAAGGAACCUGUAUUUUAAGUGUGU
Messenger RNA from Schizosaccharomyces cryophilus OY26, 1838 nucleotides. RefSeq names its product translation initiation factor eIF3d Moe1. The coding region runs from base 22 to 1725 and encodes 567 amino acids. The transcript has a single exon. Gene Ontology annotation, molecular function: translation initiation factor activity. Lineage: Eukaryota; Fungi; Ascomycota; Schizosaccharomycetes; Schizosaccharomycetales; Schizosaccharomycetaceae. Gene Ontology annotation, biological process: translational initiation. Gene Ontology annotation, cellular component: eukaryotic translation initiation factor 3 complex; cytoplasm. The record is from RefSeq and is a predicted model, not a curated record.